AUGUUUCCCAGCGGCCUUGUUGUUCCUACAUUGGCGACGGCGACGGUCGUGACGCCGAUGACGUGGGUCUGCCGGGCGGCACAGGAGCAGAAGCACACACCGCGUCGUCUGAUGCCCUCUGUGAGGGAAAGCACUCUAAUCAGCCUGGUUGACGCGCUUGCCGUUGAGGCCCCGGCAUCAAAAUCAACGGCACCACCGGCGCCACCGGCCGGCCCAGCAAAAACUUUAACAGCAACAGGGGCAGAGACAACUAUCAACGCGAAUGUCAGCGUCAUCACGCCCGCCGUUGCCCCCUCCCUUGCACCACCCCUGCCAAAACCUCAGACAGCCCCCACCCCACUGCCUCGCGCGAGUUGGAAGAGCCAUCCUUUGACUGCCGCCUUCACAACAACACUGGAGUGGGCUUCUUUGCACUCACUUAUUGCUUUGGGUGCAACUGCCGCUGUGGGUUUUGCACUGCUCAAGGUGUACAGCGCAUUCGCGCGCUCCAUAAUGAGGCGUCGUAUGAUGUCAAUUGAUGACUCGAAGAAGUUGCAGCUGUAUGUGGUCCCACGGUCCUAUGCCAUCCCCGGCGUCUCUGCACCCUGUGUCGCAGUGGAUAUCUUCCUGCGUAUGGCGAAGGUUCCCUACGAGGUGCACACUCUUGACGAUCCUCUCAUCUCCCCAACAGGAAAAUUACCACUGAUUCGGUACAAAGGCAACUGCCUGGACGCCACGGACGCCAUCAUUGCGUUCGUCACAUCGGCCUUCAACGUUAAAGUGGAUAACUACCUCACUGAAAGGGAAAAGGCCAUCGGUGUCGCCCUCGAAACAUUGGCAAAGCACUGCUCUUGGUGGUCCUAUGAAUGCUUGUCUCACAAUGAGAGGCGCAGUGUCGUCAGGGUCUUUCUCGUAAAGAUGCUGCGCAAGGUAACGAUGUCUGAUGAAACGCUGACGCAGCGUGCAAUGCUAACUAGGCAGGAGGAGGACCUUCAGGCCAUAGAGAAGUUUAUAGGUAACAAGAAGUACCUACUGGGUUCUACUCCCACCAGCUAUGAUUGCGCCUUGUAUGCCUUAUUGGUGCCGCUAGUCUCAUCCAAAGCGGAUGGGCCAGCAGCGUAUAUGGCGAAUAGCAGAGUACUCAAGGGCUACGUGAAACGCAUGUCAAAUUUUGAAUUGACCGGGCACAACGGGGGGGGGUGUCUACAUCAAUGGGAACUCGCAUUAAAGUAA
Molecule: messenger RNA, 1212 nt
Organism: Trypanosoma rangeli
Lineage: Eukaryota; Euglenozoa; Kinetoplastea; Trypanosomatida; Trypanosomatidae
Exons: 1
Coding region: 1-1212 (403 amino acids)
Source: RefSeq, a predicted model, not a curated record